AAAACCUUCUUCCUACGCUCCUCCUCAUUAGCCCCGUUUCCCCUUCUCCCCCCUCCCCGCCCUUCCCUGCGCGAUGUUUGGAGCAGAGUACGCUGCGCUGCCCAGUCAGCAGAGGCGCAUUCGGCACCUGCGCUCGGUCUCGGCGCGCAAUCUCCCAACGCGCUCGGCAGCGUCCAUGAUUGACUGCUACUUUACCCUGCACUCGGCGCCAGACUUGCCAGCGUUCUACACUUCGGAAGUCAUCUACAACACGGCCAACCCGACAUGGCGAGCCUUCGACCCUUCCCUGUUUCCGCCAGAAGUCCAGUUGACGGCUUCGAACAUUGUCGCUCGCGUCUACGGCGGAUCUGGCUCGGAUUUUCGUUGCUUGGCCGACGUCCAGGUCGAUCUGUUUGCUCUGGAAUAUAUUGGCGAGGACCUUCUUCUCGACGGCCGCAACUACCCGCCAUGCACUGUCAUUUUCGAGCUGCGCGAUCGGUUUUUCAGGCACCGCGCCCUCCCAAUCGCGCAGGCCCCCUCAUCAGCUCGCGUCACCUCAUUGAGCAAUGUACAGCAACAACCACAACAACAGCAGCAGCAACAACAACAGCAACAACAACAACAGCCAAAACCAGCUCGCCCUGUAUCCGGAUUCCCAGCUCCAUUCACUGCAGCAUCCUUGUUACUCGGUGUUGAGCCGCCGUCCAUGAUCGCAUCGGCUGUAAUGACCGCCGCCUUGAACACGGCGUUGAGUUUAGCACCUCCACCAGGCCACAAUCCCGACACCCCGUCUGGGGUUUUGUCUCCUGGCCCUGGCAGCGCCCUGUCCACUUCGGGCUUCUUCCCUUCGAUCGACCUCAUUCCUGGCAUGGUCAAGGUGGAACGACAUCGCGUAAAAAAGACACCUACGCGUGUGUCGUUAAUGCGCAUCCACAAUCUUCAAGCCAGCAUUCAAGACAAGAAGGAGAAAACGCGCUUGCUCAAGGCAGAAAUCGAUCGCGUGUUGGAACGGCGGUUGGAACCCACCAAGGAGCUGCGAGAAUGUGAAGCGGCGCGAGUCCGUGUUACGUUUUUGCAAGAGGAGUUUAAUGCGCAAUAUACUGCUCUGAAGCAAUCGUUGGACGUCCAAUUCUCGCGUCAAACUGCUCUGGACAAACAGGUUCAAGACCUCCGUAUGGCCCAGGAAUUGCUACGGCGUAAUCAACUACGCCUGAGCGACCAAGAGCAAAAGCUGAACGAAUCACGGGACUUGCUCAAGAAGUUGCAAGGGCACUUGUUGACACGCAAGGCCCAGCUGGUCAGCCAACUUCAAAUCAUCUACCCCAUCGUGCCAUCCUCGGCCACAUCUACCAAGAUUUUCAAGAUUUGCGAAGUAGUCCUGCCAAACUCGGAUUACAGCGGAUUUGAUGACGAUGUGAUCGCGACUGGUCUGGGCCACGUUGCCCAUCUCGUCACGUUGAUUGCUCGGUAUUUGGAGCUGCCGUUGCGCUACCCCAUGUGUCCAAUGUCCUCCCGCUCGACAAUUCGCGAUGACAUUUCUCAUCCAGGCGCCGUCCCAUUCCCACUGUAUGCCCAAAGCAAUGACAAGCAACGUUUCAAAUACGCUGUCUUCCUGCUCAACAAGAACAUUGAGCAAGUCAUGAACUAUUGCGGAUUGAGUGUGACGGAUUUGCGAGUGACCCUACCGAAUCUGCGGGCACUUUUGCUGUCGGAUCUGACCAUGCUGGAACGAGGAAGCGUUACGCGGUUCUUGACAACGGAUUUCAACGAGUCCGGCCGAAUGGUCGGCAACCCGCUUGCAAUGGACAUUCAGGACACGGAUACACUCAACCAGUCGAUUGUCACCCAGUACAUGUCCACCCACAUGCCACCAGCGCAAGCGGGUGGUGCUUCCCACGCGCUCAGUCAAUCGCAACCUGGUGGCCAUCCCAGCUCGCACCAUCAGAGCCUCCGCCAUCGCACAUCGCGAUCCGGUCAACACGCUCGCCAAAGCUCCACCGGGUCUGCAGAAGUCUACGCAGUUUACUCGACCACAUCGAAUUCGAGCCAUAUAUAAUUCAUUGCCCCAACUUUCGUUCGCUGCUCCCCCAUUUCGUGACGUUCGAAUACAACUAUCUUUUGAUGACACA
Molecule: messenger RNA, 2108 nt
Organism: Capsaspora owczarzaki ATCC 30864
Lineage: Eukaryota; Filasterea; Ministeriida; Capsasporidae
Exons: 10
Coding region: 74-2035 (653 amino acids)
Biological process (GO): SNARE complex assembly
Cellular component (GO): endosome; lytic vacuole
Molecular function (GO): SNARE binding
Source: RefSeq, a predicted model, not a curated record